AUGGGCAAAGCUAAAAAGACGAGAAAAGCUUCCGUGAAGCGCAUGAUUUCAAAAGAUGAUAGUAGAUUAAAAGCAAAUCGUAACAAACCAGCGAAACCAGGAAAAGACGAGGAACUGGUAAAAGAAGUCCCUCAAGUUUCAUCAGCUUUAUUUUUUCAAUACAACGAAGCUAUUAAGCCCCCAUAUCAAGUCAUUAUCGAUACCAACUUCAUCAACUUUAGUGUGGAAAAAAAGAUUGAUUUAAUACGAGGCAUGAUGGAUGCCCUAUUUGCCAAGUGUAUACCCAUGGUCACAGACUGCGUGAUGGCCGAACUUGAGAAACUGGGACCUAAGUAUCGGAUAGCUCUGCGGAUGGCGCGCGAUCCUCGCAUUCAGCGCCUGACGUGUAGUCACAAGGGUACAUAUGCCGAUGACUGUAUUGUUCAGCGCGUGAUGCAACACAAGUGCUACAUUGUGGCAACAAAUGAUGCUGAUCUCAAGAGAAGAGUCCGCAAAAUUCCAGGUAUUCCGCUGAUGAGUGUUGGUGGCCGCAAAUAUGUUAUUGAGCGGUUGCCAGAAAUGUUUUAA
Molecule: messenger RNA, 567 nt
Organism: Magnusiomyces paraingens
Lineage: Eukaryota; Fungi; Ascomycota; Dipodascomycetes; Dipodascales; Dipodascaceae
Exons: 3
Coding region: 1-567 (188 amino acids)
Cellular component (GO): nucleolus; small-subunit processome
Source: RefSeq, a predicted model, not a curated record